Messenger RNA from Aspergillus mulundensis, 228 nucleotides. Its product is annotated as copper metallochaperone COX17. The record is from RefSeq and is a predicted model, not a curated record. Gene Ontology annotation, biological process: mitochondrial respiratory chain complex IV assembly. Gene Ontology annotation, molecular function: copper ion binding; copper chaperone activity. The transcript has 3 exons. Bases 1 to 228 code for a protein of 75 amino acids. Gene Ontology annotation, cellular component: mitochondrial intermembrane space. NCBI's taxonomy places the organism in Eukaryota, Fungi, Ascomycota, Eurotiomycetes, Eurotiales, Aspergillaceae.
AUGUCGUGGCUCUUCGGUUCAUCCAGCGGUUCCGCUGAAAAGACUCCCAUUCCCGUCGCGGCCGAAGCCCCGGCAGAAAAGCCCAAGCCAUGCUGCGUAUGCAAGACCGAAAAGACCGCCCGAGACGAUUGCAUGCUCUUCUCCAAAUCCGAUGACCCAGCGCAGGAAUGCAAGUCCACGAUCGAGCAGUACAAGGCCUGCAUGGCUGGGUUCGGCUUCAAGGUCUAA